ACGCGCAUUGUGCUCUUGCGCCGGUCGUUCAUUUUACAUUUCGAACAACGCUUGCUGGCUGGUUUUACCGUUUUUAAAGGCCGACACUUCUCCUGUCAGUGUGCGAUCGCGCGCGUUACUAUCAAGACGUGUUUUAUCAUUCUGUUCAGCUAUUUAUUUACAGUGACAAAUUGACUGAUAAUUCUUUGGAAGUUUACUCACGCAGUGACCAAAAGUGGACUAUAAUACAGCAGUAUGGAUAAAAAUGUGUCUGAAGAGGUGCAAAAGAAAAUCAACCAAUUGCGGAAUUGGGUAGACAGUCAACCUCACUUGCCGAAGGAUAUAGACAACCGUCUCAUCCUGCGAUUCCUGCACAGCUGCUACUAUGAUGUGGAGAAGACGAAGCAGACCAUUGAGCUGUUCUUCAAAGUCAGAGACAGUGCCCCGGAGCUAGUCAACCACAGGGAUCCAUUGUCUCCAGCUAUGCAGAAGGCUAUGAAGAUUGCAAAAGUGGCGCACUACGAAAUAUCAGGCAAGAGAAAUGUCUGGUUCUGGCAGCUAAACGACCCAGGUCUGGAACAAUACGACUAUAUUCAGGAUGCUAGAAUGUUCUUCAUGACCUGUGAUGCUUGGAUACUAAGCAAUGAUGAACUGGCUGAAGAAGACAUUGUUGUAAUGGAUGCUAAGGACAUUUCUCUGAAAUUCAUUUCGAAAUUUAAUAUGUCUGUUGCGCGGAAACUUUCAAAGUAUCAAGAGGAUGCCAUGCCGAUCAGAUUAAAGCAGAUCCACAUCAUCAACGCACCUCCUUUCAUUGACAAGCUGUUCAGCAUCAUGAAGCCCUUCCUAAAACAAGAAGUAACAAAUAUGAUCCAUUUCCACGUGCCAAAAUCGGAGACCCUAUACAAGUACCUAAAUAAAGAAGAUUUGCCAUCCGAUUACGGUGGCACUCGCCCUUCCAUGGAAGAAAUGAAUAAGAAAGUCGUAGACAUUGUUAUGGAAAAAAGGAAAAUCUUUUUGGAUGAGAACUUCUGGAAGACGGAGAAAAAGGGAAAGAAAGUAAAAGAAAUCUCUACAACGUUCAGAUCUCUAGACAUAGACUAGUUAAUAAAUAGACCUGGCCACAUGGUAUACUAGUAGUAACAAGUUACGACAUAUGUGAUAAGUUUAGCAAUAUGAUUGUUUUUAACUUAUUCAUGUGUAAAUAGAAAACAUGUAUUUUUAUAGCGAUAAAUAAGGUUUUGGUUAAGCAUCUGUGCAGACGGGAGAUUUUGUCUGCUGAGGAUAUAAAAUAAACAUCAGUACCUUAGUACGAGUUUACGUUGAACGAAAACGAAAUGAAAGCGUGUUCGACGUUCUGAUUGGCCAGCGCUAAUGAACUAACCAAUCAGAGCUCCGAACAUGGACCAUCUCUCGUUUGCACAGACUUUUCUUGGCGACUUGUAAACCUAAUUAAAAAAAUAAAUGUGCAAACGCUGUCUUUGUUAAAACCAGGGAAAGUAUGACAAUGCCAUUUCUUUCCUUCGACGUUUGUGUAUAAAUUGAUUUAACUACAAGAAUGUUAUUUGUUUCUGUUAUUUUGAUCGUAGCUUGAUCACAAUUAUGAGAAAAGUUUAUUGAAAAAUUAUGUUCUUUUAUACCAAUAAAAUUGUAAAUACAGGAUCUUUCUUUUAAGAAUAUAAAUAGCUGGCUGUGUUAUGUAUUUGUGUGCCUUAUUAUUUGUGCAAAAGGAGAUUUUUCAUGCCGAUUGAGUUCGGGUUAAUUUGACCCUUUUUUUAGGCUGGAAAGCCAUCCAAUGACUUCUCGCGCCUUAGACGAGGCGAAAGGGAGUAUCAGAUUCUUACUGACUAAAAACGAUCCCGUGCUU
This is a messenger RNA of Spodoptera frugiperda (fall armyworm), 1843 nucleotides long. RefSeq names its product alpha-tocopherol transfer protein-like. Lineage: Eukaryota; Metazoa; Arthropoda; Insecta; Lepidoptera; Noctuidae. Gene Ontology annotation, cellular component: membrane. The transcript has 7 exons. The record is from RefSeq and is a predicted model, not a curated record. The coding region runs from base 235 to 1080 and encodes 281 amino acids. Gene Ontology annotation, molecular function: phosphatidylinositol bisphosphate binding.